Molecule: messenger RNA, 1154 nt
Organism: Fusarium verticillioides 7600
Lineage: Eukaryota; Fungi; Ascomycota; Sordariomycetes; Hypocreales; Nectriaceae
Exons: 2
Coding region: 87-905 (272 amino acids)
Source: RefSeq, a predicted model, not a curated record
CUGUUGGUAACAUCGUGCUAGAGUCCCUCACCAACACUUUCACAACCUAACCAUCUUCCUACCACCAUUCAACACCUCAAGAUUCGAUGCUUCAUACACGGACGAUAGAUGGCGUCGAACUAUCCUUCGAGGACCGAGGCAUGGUCACAUCUGAUCCAACAAUAGUCUGUCUGCCAGGCUUGGGUCAGGACCACCGUUGCUACCAAUACAUCCUCCCCUUCUUGGUGGGCAAGUAUCGCGUCAUCAGAAUUUUAUGGAGGAAUCACGGCGCCAAUAGCGAAUCGACGGGCAAGUGGAGCGUGGAGGAUCAAGCAAACGAUACGAUCGCACUUUUGGACACUCUCCAGGUCCAAAAAUUCAUUCCCAUUUCUCACUUCCAAGGAGGCUGGUGCGCCAUGGAGAUGGCCGCACGUCUAGGGAAGACUAGAGUCCCGGCUAUGCUAUUGACCGAUUUCAUCCUCACGCGGCCACCAGCAGAAUUUAUCGAGGGCCUGCAGAUGAUGCAGAGCAAGGAGACCUGGCAGCAGGGUCAGGCCCCCCUCAUUGAGAAAUGGCUCAACAACACUUCCAACAAGAACGUACUUGAUCAUUGUCAGAAUGAUCUAGACACCGACGGAUUCGAAAACUGGUCUUAUUUUUGCUGGCUGGUGGAAAAGAACUACCAGCGCUGGAGCUCACCAAUGGAGCGCCUUGAGGCUAUCAAGGACCCUCCUUGCGUUCGACAUGUCUUCAGUCAUCCCAAAGAGGAGGCUUAUCUUGCGGAACAUGAAGAAUUUGCGCGGAAACAUCCUGAUUGGUUCAGCUUCGCCAGGCUCCGCGGGGAAUCGCACUUCUCCGUUAUCGAGCUACCAGAAGCUGCGAGUCUGCAAUUAUCACAUCUUAUCAGUCAAAUAAAGAGGAAAUAGGAAGGCGGGCGAGGUUAUACGUUGAGAUAGUUAUUAGAUUCGGGCUCAACAUCAGAUAAAAUGGGUUUGUUAUUCGCCACACAAGUAGAGAGAGCGAAGCAACGGGUGAAGCAAGGGUUCAACAAUUACAGACAGCAAGGCGUUUAGCCACCUCAGUGUCUCUUAUGGUCUCAAGUUCCACUCUACGGUAUAUAAAUAGAAUUAUAUUAAAGAUUAGCACGAUAAUAAUAUACUAUCUACCAGCACAGG